AUUAGAGAACAGAUGGAUAAAAAUAACUUCCUGUCAUGUUUAGAGCAGGAUUCUAAAUCAGCAAGAAACCAGAGUUUCACUGAACUGAUUUCAGAACUUCGAGUAGCGCAGAAGGAAGAAGCCAAAUUGGUGGAAGAGAUAAAACGGCUUAAGCAAGACAAACAAGCUCUUGAAGUAGAUUUGGGACAAAUGAGGAGAGAGAGAGAUUUGGCAAGAGCCCAAAUUGUUUCUACUUCAGGUGAAAAAUCUUAUGAGAUAAAGAUUAUAGAAGAAUCAUACAAACAGGAAAUCAGUCUUUUGAAAAAGAGACUGCAGUGGUAUGCAGAAAAUCAGGAGCUUUUGGAUAGAGAUGCAGUUCGUCUUAAAGAUGCAAAAGAAGAAAUUGAGAAAUUGAAACUACAGGUUGAUAAUCUCAGAACUGAAGCUGGGAAUCAGUCUGUGCAACAGAAGAAACGUUUAAAGGACAGAGCAGCAGAUGCAAAAAAAAUUCAAGAUCUUGAGCGACAAAUUAAAGAAAUGGAAACAAUUCUAAAAAGAAGGCAUCCAAAUUCUUUGCCUGCUUUGAUAUAUGCUGCUGCUGCUGCAGCAUCUGAGGGAGGUGGUGACAUUUCGGCUAAAUCCAAUACAAUUGAUUUCCUGGAAAGAAGAAUUAAAAAGUUAGAAACAGAACUUGAGGGUAAAGAUGACGAAGCUAAAAAAAGCCUACGUGCUAUGGAACAACAGUUUCAAAAAAUAAAGCUUCAGUAUGAGCAAAGACUUGUAGAGCUUGAAGAACUCCUUGCCUAUAAAUUGAUGAAUGAACCACAAAAACUGCAUGACAGCAAAGCCAGUUUUACGGCAAUUGAGCAAGAACUUCGUAGUCUAAAGGAGGACCAUCAGAUCACAGUAAAAAAUCUUCAAACAGAAAUUGAAAAUCUUAAAAAUCAAAACUCCCAGUUAGAACUCAAAAAAUGUGAAAGAGGUGAUGAAGACUUGCAAACAAUAGAAUACCAAGUGGAACAAGCUCAUGCUAAAGCCAGGCUGGUAAGACUAAAUCAAGAAUUAAUCACCAAAAGUAGAGAGAUACAGGACCUAACAAAAACUGUGGAGAGACUUCAAAAAGAGAGGACGACGAUGUUGUCAAAUCAUAACUCAAGUGACAAAACUGACGGUAAGGAGAAGUCAACAGAAAUUUUGAAAAAGGAUAUUUUAGCAUCAAGUGAAAGGAAUGCCAGCACCAGUGAACCUUUCCCAGACACUCUUGAUGAGAAAAUAUACCAGCCACAUAACUUUGCCGAUUCCCAUAUUUCAGAAGUUCUGCAAGAAAAUGCCAGGUUAAAAGAUGAGCUAGAACGACUGUCUCUAGAAAUGAGCCAGCAGAGAGUGAAGUCUCAAGCAGCACUGGCUCAUUCUGAAAGUAACAUACGAAGGACAAAAGAAGACACAGCAGAAUACAUUGCAGCUCUAAGAGCAUCCCAUCAGAGAGAAGUAGAGAAAAUUCUUUGUCAGCAUGCAGUGGAACAUUCUGCUUCUAAAGUAGCUGAACUAAAUAGCAAAAUUUCAAGACAAGAAAUCUUAAUAAAACAUCUACAAGAACAAGUUAAUAAGCUGCACAAAGAUCAGGAGGCCCUUGCAGUUUCACAAACACGAGAGGAAAUCUUGCAAAAAGAGAUGACAAAAUUGUUGGAAGAACUGAGAGAGGCUAAAGAGAGGCAAAGUCCUGAGAUGAAACACUUCUUGUGUCUAGAAAGGAAAAUCAAGAAUAUGGAGAUCAGACAUGUACAAAGAGAACAAGAACUUCAGCAGAUAGUGCAACAAACACGGCAUGUUGCUGAAGUGCAGCAAACCCAGGAAGUUGAAAAGUGGAAAAAACUUGCCCAAUUAAAGAAUCAAGAGCUGGAGAAGUUUCAAGAGGAAUUAGAUUCAAUAUUAGAUGUUUUACGGGAAUUGCAGAAACAAGGGGUUGUUAUUCCAGUACCUGUUUCAAGUGGAUUAAAUUUACCAGAAAGAUAUUGGAAGACGUGACUGGGUAAGAACUGAUCAGAGAAAUAGAAUUUUAACCUAGACAGCUGUGAAUAUAAAACAAUCACUGGGGUAAUCCUUGCAAGUUCAGAUACUUUUCAUAAAUUCAUCUGAACUUUCACUCAUCUAAAGGCAGAUUUUUAUUGAACAAUUGAUUGAUCACAUUGUGUCUCAUAAUUUCUUAAUAAUAAAUGAUCUUGUAUGUAAAAAAAAAUUAGAAUUUUGAGCCAGAUGAUUUCCCCCCCCCCCAUAAACUGAAUUGUUAAGAAAUUUGCAUUUUGUAUUCUUCCAACAGCCUGUGGAACAUUACUGAAUACUUUUGAGAGAGGAUGUACAAUUGUGUUUCAUAUAGCAUAACUGAUUGCUCAGUUGUAUUUUCCUAUGUCAGAUCUAUGAAACUCUCAAAUAAUGUGGUCUAUUUUAUUACAAUGAUUAGGGCACACAAUCCUGUUUACAUCUUUCUAACACUUCUCUCUCCUCAUCUUUUCACCCAUACUCUUUUCUUUCCUCCCUUCCCUUUUUAGCCCCUAAACUUCUCCAAAUGUUUGGAGGACUAGGUCAGGUUCUUUUUAUGACAACAAUGACCCCAGACUUAAGCCUGGUCUACAGUUAAAAUUUAGAAGGACGCCCCUGAGUGCCAUAGUUAAGACAACCUAAUCCCUGGUCUAGACGCAGCUAGGUUGAUAGAUGAAUUAUUUGGUCAACCUAGCUAGAGGAGGUGCAUUACCUACAUCAACAGAAAAACUCCUUCUGUUGGUAUAGGAAACGUCUGUGCUAUGGCGUAGCUGCAGCAGUUCCGCUGUAGUACUCCUAGUAUAGUCAUAACCUUAGAAAACUAUUUUCUUGAGUUUUGAGAUAUUUCUUACAAAGCCAUGCCAUUCAUACUAAUGCUCUGUUUAGUAUAAUCAGUAGUAUUUGAUCACUGACUGAAUGAUGCUAAGAGUUAGUUUACAGGUCUACAGCAGCACAUAUAUUAGCUAUAGAUCUGUGCCUUCUUGGAGGGACCAUGAAAGAAGACAUGUUUUCAUUAGUAAAUUAUUUGCUCACACGAGUGAGUGCGCGUGAUUUAAAUAAAAACUAGUUAUGUACCAAUUUGUAUCUUGUAAGUUCCUGUUAAAAUGCACUUGAGUGCCUAUAAUUGAUUUGUAGUGCAAUAUUUGCACAUAGUUAUGUUAUCUAUUUUAUAUAUACAUGAAAAAAUACACACACUGUAUGUAAGGGCUAGCCUGCAUGAACAGUUAGACCGCAGCAGGCUGGGGUGUGAAGCUCCCGGCCACUAGCCUGUCAUGGUCUGACUAUCCAUGUUGUCCCUGCUGCUGUAUAUUAACUGUUUGUUAGAAUGCUUUGAUCUGGUCCUUUCUGAAAUGCGACUAGCUCAAAGUGCUCUAACAGGCUGCUAGAAUGUAGAACAGGGUCCACAAGAACAGGUAGUGUGAGGUAUAUUCCCCAGCUGGCUGCAGUCUCAUGGGUCAUUUAGACAAUCCCUAAGUGUUUGUACAUGGUAUCUGUAUAUAAAACAUGUAUUGAGAGUGAUAAAGUUGGGAUUAAUGCAAUCAUUAUUUUGGGUUUCUCACUCAGAUAUUUUCCAAAACUCCAUAAACCUUAAUUUUCAUUAAAAAGGAUGAUUUUGUCCAAGAAUAAUUUGGAAGUGUUUAUAUAUAGUCAUAAAUUAUGUAAAUAGGACUAUAAAGCUUUGUAUAUAAAAUGUCAGUCAUUAGUAAAUAUGUUGUAUUU
This is a messenger RNA of Chelonoidis abingdonii (Abingdon island giant tortoise), 3735 nucleotides long. The record is from RefSeq and is a predicted model, not a curated record. NCBI's taxonomy places the organism in Eukaryota, Metazoa, Chordata, Testudines, Testudinidae.